AUGGAGUGUUCGAUUUCCGGUAAAAGGGCUGAGCAGCCCGUGGUGUCGCCAAAGAGUGGUGCUGUGUUCGAGAAGACCUUGGUGGAACAGUACAUUGCGGAACACCAUAAGGACCCGAUCACUGACGAUCCCCUUGAGCUGACGGAGCUGAUUGAGAUCCGUCCUUCUUCGUACCAGCCUCCGCGUAACGGGACGCUGAAUUCGAUUCCGUCGUUGCUGAGUGCCUUGCAGAACGAAUGGGACUCUGUAGCGUUGGAGCUGUUCCAGUUGAGGAAGCAGUUGGACCAGACGAGAAAGGAGCUAUCGACUGCUCUAUACCAUCACGAUGCAGCCAUGAGGGUUGCUGCAAAGGCCAUCAGCGAGAGAGACGAGGCCAGAAAGGCGUUGUCGGACCUGAGUACCUCUAUCAGCCAGGCCACCACCACCACUGAUGUUGCAAACGAGGAUGCACAGAUGAGGGAUUCUGAACCAUCCACAACGACCAAGAUCCCUCAAGAGUUUGCUGAUUUGAUUCAGCAAGAGGGCACAAGACUCUUUGAGCUUCACAAAUCUGUUAAAAAGCCCAAAGUUAACGUCUCACUCUCAAACGAGCUGUCCCAUAUAUCAACACAAUCGUUGGAGAAGAAACCGUUCAAAUCUGUCGUUUCCACUGCCGUCACUGAGAGCGACAUCUUUGUGAUGUCAAGCACAGGCCUGGUGCAGAGAUACGACUCUUCUUCAGACUCGUAUGAAAAGGUCAACCAUCCAAAGGUUGCGCACGCUCUUGCACUGGUCGAUAGUAACGGCCAAAUAGUUUACGGUGCCAAAAACGGACACAUAGUUGCUGGUGAUAGAAAGAUCCAGGCUCCAAUGGGAGACGUACAGAUCCUUUUAGCACAUCCAUCGUUACACAACCUGGUGGUUGCGAUUGAUCCAAAGGGCUCGUUCCAUGUGAUUGACACCGAGCGUGGUGUCGAUGUGUUUGCCCUGGAGCUUGAGAAGCCUGUCUUGUCUGCUGCAUUCCACAUAGAUGGUGUGCUGGUCGCAGUUGGAUGUAAAGACGGUGACAUUGUGCUAGUGGAUCUAUCACAGGGAGAUGUCAAGCCUUUGGCUCAAGGCUCUGGAGACGUUAAUGAGGUGAAGUUUAGUAACAACGGUUACCAUCUGUUUGCAGUGUACUCUGGGGAUAACAGCAACAGCAGCAGCUCUCAGCUGGGUGUCUGGGACUUGAGACAUCAAAGCAUACAGACAUACGACGUUUCGUUCCCAGUCAAGAAGGUCCUGGUCGAUAAGUCUGCUCAGUUGUGUAUCAUCAUUGGUUCAGGUCGACUACUAGUGGCUCAGUACUCGAAGAAGGCAAAGAGCUGGACGUUCAAGACCGAUUUGGACGCUCCAAACGCUGUGGACGGUCUCCUGGUGGAGUCACAGGACGAGCAGCUACAAUUGGUCGUCGUAACAUCCAAUUCUUCAUUGGAAAAGAUGGUUAUAAGUUGA
Messenger RNA from Williopsis jadinii, 1473 nucleotides. It is a transcript of the gene PRP19, whose product is annotated as E3 ubiquitin-protein ligase PRP19. The coding region runs from base 1 to 1473 and encodes 490 amino acids. Gene Ontology annotation, cellular component: Prp19 complex; U2-type catalytic step 1 spliceosome; cytoplasm. Lineage: Eukaryota; Fungi; Ascomycota; Saccharomycetes; Phaffomycetales; Wickerhamomycetaceae. The record is from RefSeq and is a predicted model, not a curated record. The transcript has 2 exons. Gene Ontology annotation, biological process: protein ubiquitination; mRNA splicing, via spliceosome; DNA repair. Gene Ontology annotation, molecular function: ubiquitin protein ligase activity; protein binding.